AACUGAAAAAAAUGAAGUUACUUAAAUGGGCCAAGCCCAGUGGAUAGAUAGUUUCUAAUGGGCCGGUUGAGACUACGAGAGACGUCAUCAUCGAAACCAAUCCCGUCGCGGUGGUUCUUCUGCCAUGGCGAUCAUGGCCGUUGCCGCUCUCUUUCACGCCCGCUUCCCUCUUCUCCUCCGUCACAGUGUCCCGUCCACGUUUUCUCUGUCUUCUGUCAUAUACUAUCGCAGGACUGUUCCAUCCAACGGACUCAGUACCCGAUUCUGCUCGAUUCUCCGUUAUUCAUCGUCCGUCGACGGCGGUGGAAGUAGCAGUGGCGAUUCCGGUAGCUUUAGCGAUUCCGUUAGCGUUGUUGCGGAUGUUCAGAGUCCUAAUUACUUGAAAUUCACCGAUGAUGAAUUGAUGAAGCAAUGUAGAUUAGAGACAUUCAGAGUUUCAGGACCUGGAGGACAACACCGGAACAAGCGUGACUCCGCCGUUCGUCUCAAACAUCUCCCCACCGGAAUCGUAGCUCAGGCCGUCGAGGAUCGUUCACAGCACAAGAACCGUGCUUCUGCUCUGAACCGUCUUCGUACGCUCCUGGCAAUCAAAGUGAGGAACAAAGUGGACCUUGAAGCUUAUGCUCCUCCUCCAGAGCUUCUUCAGAUUCUACCUCCCAAGUCUACUAUAAGAACUUCUUCUGGUUCACAGAUUGGUCCCAACAAUCCUAAAUUUGUACCUGGAAUGCAAGCUUUGCUUGAUGUUAUUUCUGCUUCUGACGGUUCUAUCGCCGAUUCUGCCAAAUUACUUGGUUUGAGCACUGGUGGCUUAUCUCGUUUGAUACUCUCCCAUGAUGGUCUUCGUAUGGCUGUCAAUAGCAUGAGGGCAGCCAAGGGAAUUAAGCCUCUCAAAUAGUUAGGAUGUAUCGGCAUUUGAAAUAUGACGUGCGGGUCUUUGACGAGUUGUAUUUAGGUGGCUUCUGCAGCACAGUGACUACCAUUUGAUGCACCACAUAUUGUAUACAAAACAAAGGUGAAAUGUUGAGUUCAGUCUAACAUUUGUUCUUCUAACAUCAUAAAAAUAGUCACGUGUUUGAGAUGAUAUACUAUAGUCUGUUCAAAUGUUUAUGGUAAUUUGUCGUCCCCUUUUUUUGUGAUUGUGUUGGAGCCAUGUUGGAUUAGAUUUACUCUUUUUUUGCUUUUUUCUUGUUUUUUCUCUUCAUUCAAGGAAGUAAAAUUCGCUGGUAGUAUAAGUGGAAGUGGCAAUCUGGUGUGUACUUGCAUUUCAGAGCUUCAUGGUUGUCUAUAAGGUCUUGUACUUUACACAAUGAAGCACAUGCAAGUUUCGUUUUC
Messenger RNA from Arabidopsis lyrata subsp. lyrata, 1332 nucleotides. Its product is annotated as peptide chain release factor 1. The transcript is spliced from 5 exons. Gene Ontology annotation, cellular component: chloroplast. Lineage: Eukaryota; Viridiplantae; Streptophyta; Magnoliopsida; Brassicales; Brassicaceae. The record is from RefSeq and is a predicted model, not a curated record. Gene Ontology annotation, biological process: translational termination. The coding region runs from base 125 to 895 and encodes 256 amino acids. Gene Ontology annotation, molecular function: translation release factor activity.